Doryrhamphus excisus (bluestripe pipefish) is the source of this 8027-nucleotide messenger RNA. It is a transcript of the gene pex11b, whose product is annotated as peroxisomal biogenesis factor 11 beta. Gene Ontology annotation, cellular component: peroxisomal membrane. Gene Ontology annotation, biological process: peroxisome fission. The record is from RefSeq and is a predicted model, not a curated record. NCBI's taxonomy places the organism in Eukaryota, Metazoa, Chordata, Actinopteri, Syngnathiformes, Syngnathidae.
GAAAAGAAGAAGGAGGGGGCGACAUAUUUAAGAAACCAUGUAGUGUUUUUAGACGGCUUAAAGUUGACUUCGGCGACCAUUUGUGUCAACGACCUGCCAGGAUGGACUCAUGGCUUCGCUUCAACUCGCAGAGUCAAGCCAAGGAGAGGGUCAUUCGGGCUGCUCAGUACGCCUGCACCCUGCUGGGCUACACGCUGCAUAAAGGCGGAGCUGGAGCUCAGCUGAGACAAACUGUCAGUCAACUGGAAGCACACCUGAGCCUGACAAGAAAACUUCUGCGCCUGGGGAACUCCAUGGAGGCCGUGGAAGCCGCCAAGAGGGCCAUCCACCUCUCGGACGGCGUGCUGAGGCUCUGCCUCACCAUCAGCCAUCUUAACCGAGCCAUGUACUUCGCCUGCGACAACGUCCUCUGGGCCGGGAAGAUGGGCCUCCUCCCCAAAGUGGACCAGCAGAAGUGGAGCCAGAGGUCCUUUAAGUACUACUUGUUCGCGCUGAUCCUCAACCUGACCCGAGACGUGUACGAGCUCCAUCUCCUGGUGGAGCGAGAGGCGCACAACAGAGCGGCCAAGUCUCCUCCCUCGCGUGACCCCAGCCCCACGCUCAUCGCCCCCGACCUGUCGUCCCCCUCCUCGCCCGCCGUGGCCGCCUCGCUGGCCCUGCCGUACCUGACGGCGUGGCUGCACAGACGGCUCCACCUGCUGGCCACGGUGUUGCACGGCAACCCGCCGUUGCUGCUGGAUCUCCUGAAGAACACGUGCGACGUCUUCAUCCCGUUGGACCGCCUGGGGAUGUAUCCCACCGGGAAAGGAUUUGUGGGCGCCUGCGGCCUGGCGUCGUCCACCCUUUCAAUCGUCACCCUCCUCCACCCUUGGCUUAAACUCAAGCCGUGAAGACGCCGCAGUGAGCAAAGGCUUCGUCCUCCUCUUCCUUCCUCUCCGGGGGCUUCUCGUAGGCCUUCUCCGACGGGGUCACGAUGAUGCCGUCCCACGUGGACAUCUCGGUGGCCAGAUCUGCAAAGAAUUAACAAAUCGCUCCAUAAAUACCAGGAAGAGAACGUUGGCAAUGGUCCCCCCCAUCUCCCCCCGCCCUCCCAGGAGGAGUCUCUUACAGCUUGCGUCUCCUUCCAGGCCCAGGAUCUUCCUGUAGCCCCCGUGGGACAGCACCCUCACCAGCGUUUGAGCUGUGAAACACACCAUGUCCUGCAAAACACACAAUAAACACACACACACAUGCUGCGUUCAGGAAAGACGGAAUGUUGCAUUAAUGAGAUCAAUACCACAGGAAGUAGAAAAGCUCCUUGCUAACAUCAGAGUCUAUAUUAUGUCUUAUUAAGUCCACCAUAUUGGCUAAAAAGUAGAGUAAAUGAGACUAUAGGGGUGUUGUUUCAUGUCUAGAGGGCUCUAAUAAGACUACAAAGCAAAUUUGUGUGAUUGUUUUGAUCAAAAUAUCGCCAUGACACUUUGAAGAGGCUAACGUGAAUAACAUGGAAGCUAACCUGCUGCUCCAGAGUCAUGACGGUGUGCACUCGAUAGUUCCCGCUCUCGCACGGGUCGGUGAUUCCCACCGAGCCGGGCAGGAAAAGGCCGGCAGCCAGCAUCUGAAGACAACGCCUUGACAAAAGAUUUCGAUGUUAAAACAAAGGACAGCAAAAACGGCGGCGGCGGCGUGCUAGCAGGGACUCACCUGUAGGCCACGUUUAGAGACAGAGGCUGGCGGGAUGGAUUAUUCAUGACGGCAGAGUGACCCUGCAACACACACAUUAUGUCACCGUCGGGUUAUGCUACACGUUGGUCCAAAAUGGCCGACAUCCUGUUUGUAUGCUAACAUAAGCGCUUGGGAAUUUUUUUUGUGCAACAUGACAUGACAGAAGUCCACCAUAUUUGGUCAUAAAACUAAAACUAAAUGUGAGUUUGGGGGUUUAAGGACCCCUCAAAUGUCUCACUUUGCAUCUGUCAAACUAUGGUGAGUUUUCAUGCAUGUUUAAGCUCCACGAGGAAACACACCGACUACUACUACUACUACUACUACUACUACUACUACUACUACUACUACUACUACUACAACAGUAAACCUCGGAUAUAUCGGAAAUUCGCUCACAACGGACAGAUAAAAAAGACCCGAUUUUUCUGUAAUGCAUUCCCAAUAAAAAUUCAUUGCAUAUAUCGGAUUUUUUAUAACGGAUUUCGCCUAUUUCGGACAAAAUCUCCAGUCCCGUUCCAAUGCAUUUCCAUUAAAUUUCCCCUCGCAUAUAUCGGAUGGCCGCAUCGUGGCGCUCCGAUUCGCCGAAUCGUGACAGGCCGCUAUACGACGUCAUUUGCAGCGUUUGCAGCGUUGCCUGCGCGUCCAGGUACAUUGGAAACAUAGUCAAGGAAGUGCCUUUUUAUAACGGAUAAAAUCCCAUUUACGCAUAUACCGGAUAUAAAUCCGAUAUAUGCGUAAAACGGACAUUUUCCGCAUAUAUACGCAUAUAACGGAUUUCGCUUAUAUCGGACAAAACCAGUGGGAACAAUUGAAUCCGAUAUAUCCGAGGUUUACUGUACUACCACUAAUAUUUCAAUAGGACCUUGACAGCACCAUUACUACAAUAAAUGACAGAUUGUGCUUGACCUUAUUUGUUGUACUAGGACAUGGGCGGGCUAUCGGUUUUCAACGUAUACCGCAGUACCCAGGACGGCGACUAUGUGGAAAUACUUUAUCUAAUGUCCCGUGUUAUUCCCGGCAGUCGGAAAUGUUGUCUUCGAUGUUAUAAAACCACAGGCGUAUGCUGUGUUGUCACAUGUUGGGUAUAAAUAGCGCCGCUACGGCGAAUAAACGUCCGAGUUGCCAACAGUCACAUGACCAGGUAAGCUAUCUGAUAGCGAGUCAUGCCUAGCGGUACAGUAAGCAUAAGAAAAAGACAUGUGGUCUCACCAGGAGGUCUAGGAUCCAAGGCGUGAGAGGUUCAAAGCCAGGGAAGCGUAGCCUCAGGUCCUUCAGCAGGCGGAUCAAUACUUUCACCCUAAAUACCAGGAAAAUGUUGAUCACAUUGAGGAGUGGGUGUAAUAUAGUCUGGAUAAAGUGGAAGUGUUUUUUUGCUUACGUGGAAUGAGAAGCAUUUUCCUCGAACCAGCGGGCGUGGCGGAUGGCGGCAAGGGCGCUCUGCAGCACCUUGAUGUCCACUGCAGAGAAAACAGCAUCAGGUAGUUAGCGUGACGCUAUUGUAGCAUUUAUUUCUGCAUGUGCUCGUACAGUGUAGCUCGGGGUCCAGCUUGCGUAGGUUGGGUGGGACGGUGGUGAUGAGGAUCUUCACUGUUGCAUCCGCUGAGCUGAUCUCAAAGCCCGUCUCGUUGGUCAGCAUGGACAGCACUGACACACACACACACACACACACCAUUGUCAGAAGACAUGCACAACAUUUGGUGUACAUGUCCAAACUACAAAAGCACUAAAGAGUCAAAAUCCCCCCCCAUAUUGUAAUUUUCACCAUAAAUAUUAGUCCUCCAUUUAUCUAUCUACAUAUUUACAUUCCUUGACCAUGAAUACAUACCAUGGGAGGGUCUCAAUGACUUAAAGAAUGCUAACAUUAGCAUGUUAACACCGCGCAUGGUCAAAAAUGCUACAAUGCCAAUGUUAGCAUGCUAACACCAAACAUAAUAGUGGUGUCUAAGUUCAAGUUCCUAUUCAUGAAAAUUUUUAAAAUGCAUGUAUGAUCAUGUUAGCAUGGCAACACCUAGCAUAAUGGUGUCUACUUGUGAAAAUGGCCAAAAAUACUACAAUGCCAAUGUUAGCAUGCUAACACCAAACAUGAUAGUGGUGUCUCAGUUCAAGUUCCUAUUCAUGAAAAUUUUUAAAAUGCAUGUAUGAUCAUGUUAGCAUGGCAACACCUAGCAUAAUGGUGUCUACUUGUGAAAAUGGCCAAAAAUGCUACAAUGCCAAUGUUAGCAUGCUAACACCAAACAUAAUAGUGGUGUCUAAGUUCAAGUUCCUAUUCAUGAAAUUUUUUAAAAUGCAUGUAUGAUCAUGUUAGCAUGGCAACACCUAGCAUAAUGGUCUACUUGUGAAAAUGGCCAAAAACGCUACAAUUUUAGCAUGCCAACACCAAGCAUUAUAGUGGUGUAUGUAUUAAGUUCCUAUUUCAUGAAACUUGCAAAAAUGCAAGUAUGCUCAUGUUAGCAUGGUAACACCUAGUAUAAUGGUCUACUUGUGAAAAUGGCCAAAAAUGUUACAAUGCCAAUGUUAGCAUGCUAACACCAAACAUGAUAGUAGUGUCUGUUUAAGUUCCUAUUCAUAAAAAUUGCAAAAAUGCAAGUAUGCUCAUGUUAGCAUGGUAACACCUAGCAUAAUGGUGUCUACUUGUGAAAAUGGCCAAAAAUGCUACAAUGCCUAUGUUAGCAUGCUAACACCAAGUAUGACAGUAGUGUCCGUUUAAGUUCCUAUUCCUGAAAAAUGCAACUAUGCUCAUGUUAGCAUGGCAACACCUAGCAUAAUAGUCUACUUGUGAAAACAGCCAAAAAUACUACAAUGCCUAUGUUAGCGUGCUAACACCAAACAUGAUAGGAGCGUCUGUUUAAGUUCCUAUACAUGAAAAAUGCAAGUAUGCUCAUGUUAGCAUGGCAACACCUAGCAUAAUAGUCUACUUGUGAAAAUGGCUAAAUAAUGCUACAGUGCCAAUGUUAGCAUGCUAACACCAAAGAUAAUAGUGUUGUUUAUAUGAAAAUACCCCUAAAGAAAUGCUAGUAUGCCAAUAUUAGCAUGCCAACACAGAACUUUUAAGUGACUUUGAACACAGAUAAACGCAGAUAACCUUCAUGCUACACUUUGCGCUAGGUCGUAGUCGUUGAGUGGGUACCUUCAGUGGGGUCCUGGGUGCGAAGAGUCUCCACUACUUUGUUUCCCAGAGCAGCGACGGCCUCCACUGAAACACAACAUCCUUUAAAAGUUAGUGUGUAUUCCAAACAUGGAAGUACAUCAUGUAUGAACUUUGUGUGCCACACAGGUUCUCCCUUCCCGAUCAAAGAUCAACUUUGAUUGACACGUUCCUAAAAUGCGUUUGUGGUUGGGAAGGCAGGCAUGCGGCCGCCAUUAACAGACUGCUAAGACUCACAUGUGGGAAGAAUCUUGAGGAUGACCACCAAGUCGGCAACGUUGUGUCCGGUCGUCAUGGUGCCCUUCUUGUAGGAGCCCACCUGACGCACCUCCUCAAUUUGCUGCCAACGCACAUUUGAUUAUGAGUGACGUCAGUUGAUUGACAGCUUGUCAAGAAAUCACAUAUUCACGAUUCAACAUUCCCAACGAAUGCGAGGUACGCUGAAGAUAUCGCCCGAAAUAGGACUCACCACUUCAAAGGUGCCAGGCGCAACGAUGAGGUUAUCAAUGACAUUGUUGAUCUUGGUCACCAGGGACAAGAUGGAGGACUAAAAAUGCAGAAGCAAGCCCAUUAAAACGAGGUGCCGUCAAAGAAAGUGACUGAAUUAUGACCAGCAUGCAUCUGUGCUGACCUGCUCUGAAGGCGUCGGGCUCAGGUCCUGAUUUCUCUUCAGCAGACACUCGCUGAACAAACUCUCAUCGGGUGCGGGCUUCACUCUGGGGAAGGCCAUCUCACACUGAGGAGGACAACAGUCAGUUGAUAUCAUGUCAUUCACAUUUUUAACUUAUCUUUUAUACAUUUUAAGAAAUUUUAGUUUUUGUGUUACUACCCCAACCUUCCAUAAGUGGGUCAAAAAUGACCCGGUCAGGUUGUUUUUCUUGAAAUAUCUUUGGAAUUAAAUUUUUUUAGCAUUUCAUAUUCCAGGUAUUCCUCAAAAAACAUGUUUUUGAUAUCAUGCCGUUCACAUUUUUAACUUACCUUUUAAGAAUUUUUUGUGUUACUACCCCAACCUUCCAUAAGUGGGUCAAAAAUGACCCGGUCAGGUUGUUUUCUUGAAAUAUCUUUGGAAUUAAUUUUUUUAAUCAUUUAAUAUCUAAGGUAUUUCUCAAAAAACAUGUUUUUACUAUCAUGUCGUUCACAUUUUUAACUUUCCUUUUAUACAUUUUAAGAAAUUUUUGUUUUUGCGUUACUACCCCAACCUUCCAUAAGUGGGUCAAAAAUGACCCGGUCAGGUUGUUUUCUUGAAAUAUCUUUGGAAUUAAUUUUUUUUAUCAUUUCAUAUUCCAGGUAUUCCUCAAAAAACAUGUUUUUGAUAUCAUGCCGUUCACAUUUUUAACUUACCUUUUAAGAAAUGUUUGUUUUACUACCCCAACCUUCCAUAAGUGGGUCAAAAAUGACCCGGUCAGGUUGUUUUCCCUUGAAAUAUCUUUGGAAUUAAUUUUUUUAAUCAUUUCAUAUUUAAGGUAUUUCUCAAAAAACAUGUUUUUGAUAUCAUGCCAUUCACAUUUUUAACUUACCUUUUAUACAUUUUAAGAAAUUUUUGUUUUUGUGUUACUACCCCAACCUUCCAUAAGUGGGUCAAAAAUGACCUGGUCAGGUUGUUUUCUUGAAAUAUCUUUGGAAUUAAUUUUUUUUGAUUAUUUCAUAUUUAAAUGUAUUUCUCAAAAACAUGUUUUUGAUAUCAUGCCAUUCACAUUUUUAACUUUUAGACAUUUUAAGAAAUUUUAGUUUUUGUGUUACUACCCCAACCUUCCAUAAGUGGGUCAAAAAUGACCCGGUCAGGUUGUUUUCUUGAAAUAUCUUUGGAAUUAAUUUUGUUUUAUCAUUUCAUAUUCCAGGUAUUCCUCAAAAAACAUGUUUUUGAUAUCAUGCCAUUCACAUUUUUAACUUUUAUACAUUUUAAGAAAUUUUUGUUUUUGUGUUACUACCCCAACCUUCCAUAAGUGGGUCAAAAAUGACCUGGUCAGGUUGUUUUCUUGAAAUAUCUUUGGAAUAAAAAUUUUGUAUCAUUUCAUAUUCCAGGUAUUCCUCAAAAACAUGUUUUUGAUAUCAUGCCAUUCACAUUUUUAACUUACCUUUUAUAUAUUUUAAGAAAUUUUUGUUUUUGUGUUACUACCCCAACCUUCCAUAAGUGGGUCAAAAAUGACCCGCAUGCAUUUUCUAUGAAAUUCAAUAGGAACCUUUGAUUCUUAUUAACUUAUCAACUCCUAAAUAUAAUACUAAAUAUCAUACAAGUGAUUAUUCCUAACCAAAAUGGCAAAAUUGGCAUAAAAAGGCAUUGAUUCUAGUAUGGGUCAUUUUUGACCCACUUAUGGAAGAGUGUAGGGUCCACAGUCACUCAUGCAUCUAAGGGUUAAGAAAGCUGGAUCCUAUUGUGUUCAGUGUUUACAUUUCAAUAAAUAUUUGUUAUCGUUAUUUUUUUCAUGUAAAUUGAGGGAGCAAAAGCAGUAUCGGCCACAAGCAAAAUCGGCCAUCGGCUAAGGGUGAUGGAAAAAAUUGGUAUCCCUAGUAAAAACUAGGGAUUGCAUAAGAAAAUUAUGUGUUUAAUAAGAAAAUGAGGAAACUCUCAAAGCACACCACCAAAGAAUAAUGUAUGACUGACGUGGUCAUUGUGUACUUUCUGCCGUACAUACAUCAACAUAAAUACUUUAUUUCCACUACAUUUUGGCACCAGUUAAUUGGAAUUUAAUGGCAGCGGAACAACAAAACCCUCACAUUCAACCACACAACACACACGUUUUACUCACCACAUAAAAGUCGAAUGGGAUGUGUGGAACAAAUGGGCGAUACCUGAAAAAGGAACAAAAUACCUUCUGUUAUGAUACAAACCAUACUGGAUGUUAAACAACAUACAUACUUUUUACCAACACCUACAUGUGUUUAACAUUUACUAGAGACAGGAAGCCAUUUCACGUGGAUUCAAGUAGCCCGUGUGACCUGGAUGUGUACACACACAAAACUAUUUGCAUCUCAAUUUGCUUAAUUUAUGAUCUUGGUCAAUUUAUUUUAGUUUUAUUUUAUUUUUAAAAUUUUUAUACAGUGACAAUACAUUCAUAUUGAUAAUUGUUUCAUGACUAACAAUGUCUUUGUAAUAUUUACACAACAUCUGCAUCAGAUGCAUUUAUUUUGAAAUUCUUAUUUCAUGGUGCUUUUUUUUGGUCUUAUACGGUGCAAAGUGUGC